Molecule: messenger RNA, 5345 nt
Organism: Chlorocebus sabaeus (green monkey)
Lineage: Eukaryota; Metazoa; Chordata; Mammalia; Primates; Cercopithecidae
Gene: STIL
Product: STIL centriolar assembly protein
Biological process (GO): mitotic spindle organization; protein localization to centrosome; microtubule organizing center organization
Cellular component (GO): microtubule organizing center
Source: RefSeq, a predicted model, not a curated record
CACCGCUUAGGUGGUUAUUAGCACUUUCUGACCGCAGAUAUUUUAUCCUGCGCCCCCAGGUGUCUGGUGCUGACCUGAAGGCUGGGACGUGAUCCGCGGGAGAGCAAAACCCAUUGUCUCUGCUCGCAAGGAGUUUCCAUUCCAGCCAGUGAGGUACGCGGAGGUAGCCGGUGUGAAUGAGUAAACACCAGUACAUACAAACGGCAGUACGAUUUUGAAGAAAUAACAAGUAGGACAUAAGAUGGCCAGUGUCGCCAGAGAAGGCUUCAGAAGAAGUGACAUUCAAGCCAAGACAAAAGGAUAGAAAAGAGCGAAACCAGGCAAACACCAGGAUAGAGUGUUCCACAGAGAAAAGCAUGUGCAAAAAAUCUAAGUUGACUUGGCAUGUUAGAGCAACUGAAGGAAGGCCUGGCUGGGCGCGGUGGCUCACUCCUGUAAUCCCAGCACGUUGGGAGGCUGAGGCAGGAAUGAUCGCUUGAGCCCAGGAGUUCGAGACCAGCCUGGACAAAAUGACGAGACCCGUCUCGACCAAAAAUUUAAAAGCCGGGCUCCGUGACCCGUGCCUGUGAUCGCACCACUGCACUAGGUGACAGUGAGACUGCUUCAAAAAAAGAAAAAGAAAAAAGGCCAGUGACAGUGAGACCAGGGCUGAGUUAAAUGAGGGGAGAAUGGAAGGUGAAAAGUUGAGAAAGUGAGGUCGGUGGCAGAUCAGGACUUUUGGUUAUGGAAAAGAAUUUGGGCUGUAUUCUAACUGCAGUGGAAGCCCUUUAACUCCGUUCGCCUGCCCCCUUCAUUAGGGAAAAAUCUUAAGGGAGAAGAAAAGGAGAAGUUCAAGAACUGAGCCUUGGUGAAUACAGGCCUUUAAAAGGCCUUCUGGCCAACGUUAAGAGCUCAUUUGAUAUUUGAGUUUGGAAACUGUUCUUCAGGUGUCCGCUUCCAGUAGCCGACCGAUAACCGUCUUAUAGAGCACUUCCGGCUUCAUCUGCCACUCGCUCCUCCGUCUACCUAGCUGGGCUUUCCAUCGCGCUAGCGGAAAGCCUACCCCGCCCCGGAACUUAACCGUUGACGAAAUGAAAGGUUUAAAUCCUCGGAACCUUGAUCCUGGAGCGCCGAUGGCGCCCGCAGUUCUCCAAGAAGACUUGGGAUUGGUCGAGCACAGAACCAGUGCGGGGCGCUGAUUGGUUGGCACGCCAGUACGUAACGGCGACCGUGCGCGGCGCUCUAGCGCCACCCCCGCUCCCUGACUGGCGGGGUUUCUGACCAGUCAGCAGGCGCGGCGCGGCCUUCGGUUUCGCGAGCCUGUGUUUGCCGCCUAGGUUCCCGCGACCCCAACGUCCCAGAGGCGGUACCGGAGUUGGUGGUGAGGCGGUAGUGCUCCCUGGAGCCGGCUCCUGCUUCUACCCUACAAACAGACCUCAGCUCAGCGGAAGUUGCGGAUACUGAGGAUUUGAAAUUAAAGAAAUCAUUCACCAGACAUUAUGGAGCCUAUAUAUCCUCUUGCAUGGCCCCAGAUGAAUACCAGGUUUCUUUCAAGCAGGAUGGUACCUUUCCACUUUCCUCCGUCAAAAUGUGCACUUUGGAACCCAACGCCAACUGGAGAUUUCAUCUACUUACAUCUCAGUUACUACAGAAAUCCAAAGCUUGUAGUGACUAAAAAGACCAUCCGACUUGCUUAUCGUCAUGCUAAACAGAAUAAAAAAAAUUCAUCAUGCUUUUUACUUGGUUCUCUGACAGUAGACGAAGAUGAAGAAGGUGUGACAUUGACAGUAGAUCGCUUUGAUCCUGGUCGAGAAGUACCUGAAUGUCUAGAAAUAACCCCUACUGCUUCUCUUCCUGGGGACUUUUUGAUUCCAUGCAAAGUUCAUGUUCAAGAACUUUGUUCAAGAGAAAUGAUAGUUCACAGUGUAGAUGACUUCAGUUCAGCUUUAAAGGCUCUACAGUGCCAUAUAUGUAGCAAAGAUUCCUUGGACUGUGGUAAGCUGCUUUCCGUAAGAGCUCAUAUCACUUCCAGGGAGACUUUGGACAGUGUGGAAUUUGACUUGCAUUGGGCAGCAGUAACUCUAGCAAAUAACUUCAAAUGCACACCUGUGAAGCCCAUCCCCAUUAUUCCAACAGCUCUGGCAAGAAACUUGAGCAGUAAUCUGAAUAUUUCUCAAGUUCAAGGGACUUAUAAAUAUGGAUAUCUUACCAUGGAUGAAACACGCAAAUUGUUACUUUUGUUGGAAUCUGAUCCCAAGGUUUAUUCUCUACCAUUAGUGGGAAUUUGGCUGUCUGGAAUUAUACAUAUCUAUAGUCCUCAGGUGUGGGCUUGCUGUUUGCGAUACAUAUUCAAUUCUUCUGUUCAAGAAAGGGUUUUUUCAGAAUCUGGAAAUUUCAUCAUAGUUCUCUAUUCUGUGACACAUAAGGAGCCUGAGUUUUAUGAAUGCUUCCCUUGUGAUGGCAAGAUACCUGACUUUCGGUUUCAGUUGCUAACCAGUAAGGAAACGUUACAUCUUUUCAAAAAUGUUGAACCUCCUGACAAAAAUCCAAUCCGUUGUGAACUGAGUGCUGAAAGCCAAAAUGUAGAAACAGAGUUUUUCAGUAAGGCUUCCAAGAAUUUUUCAAUUAAGAGGUCUUCCCAAAAGUUAUCUCCUGGGAAAAUGCCAAUACGUGAUCACAACUCUGGUGUUGAAGAUGAAGAUUUUUCUCCAAGACCAAUUCCUAGUCCUCAUCCAGUGAGUCAGAAGAUUUCUAAGAUCCAACCAUCAGUUCCUGAACUUUCACUUGUGUUGGAUGGCAAUUUCGUAGAAUCAAACCCUCUGCCUACUCCAUUGGAAAUGGUGAAUAAUGAAAAUCCUCCUUUGAUUAACCACUCGGAACACUUGAAGCCUUUGCAACCCCAGCUUUAUGAUGAGAAACACAGUCCAGAAGUUGAAGCUGGAGAGCCUUCCUUGAGAGGAAUACCAAAUCAGUUAAACCAGGAUAAACCAGCUCUUUUGAGACAGUGCAAAGUAAGACAGCCACCUGCCUGUAAGAAAGGGAACACCCAUAGUAGGAACACUGUUAAACCAUCUUCUCAUAAUGGAACAUCUCCUGAUAUAUUUGAAAAGCUCCAAGCAGUUUCUGCUGGAAAUGUACAAAAUGAAGAGUAUCCUAUAAAACCCUCCAAACUUAAUUCUAGGCAGUCUUCUCUUGCCCUGCAGUCCCAACCACCCAAUUUUGUUUUUUCACCCCAUAAUUCAGGAAGACCAAUGGAACUUCAGAUACCUACUCCCCCACCGCCAUCUUACUGUUCCACAAGCGUUUGCAGGUGUUGUCAGCAUCAUAGUCAUAUUCAAUAUAGUCCGCUAAAUUCUUGGCAAGGAGCAAACACAGUUGGAUCCAUUCAAGAUGUCCAGUCUGGAGCCCUUCAAAAGCAUUCACUAUUUCACCCAAGUGAAUGUCCAGCUCUGAACUGUAAUGCAUUCUGUUCUUCAAGUAGUCCUAUAACCUUGAGACCUCAGGGAGGUAUGGACAGUUGUUCUCCCCACAGCAAUAUAGAACCAUCGUCUGUGGCAAGACUACCUUCACAUAUGGACUCAUGUAACCCACAGCUUUGCACAGUGUGCAUGCACACACCCAAGACUGAAUCAGAUAAUGGAAUGAUGGGACUAUCUCCAGAUGCAUAUCGGUUUCUCACAGAACAAGACAGACAGCUGAGACUACUUCAGGCACAGAUUCAGCGUUUGUUGGAAGCACAGUCUCUGACGCCCUGUUCCCCUAAGACAACCACCAUUGAAGACACAGUGCAAGCUGGAAGACAAAUGGAGUUGGUUUCCAUGGAAGCACAGUCUUCCCCUGGCUUGCACAUGAGAAAAAGUGUAAGCAUUGCUGUGAGCACAGGUGCUAGCUUGUUUUGGAAUGCAGCUGGUGAGGAUCAAGAGCCUGACUCUCAACUGAAGCAAGAUGAUACCAAAAUUUCCAGUGAGGACAUGAAUUUUUCUGUUGAUAUUAAUAAUGAAGUCACAAGUCUUCCAGGUAGUGCAUCUUCAUUAAAAGCAGUUGAUAUUCCCAGUUUUGAAGAGAGCAACAUUGCUGUGGAAGAAGAAUUUAACCAGCCACUUUCUGUAUCCAACAGCUCUUCUCUAGUUGUGAGAAAAGAACCUGAUGUACCUGUGUUCUUUCCAAAUGGCCAGCUGGCAGAAAGUAUAAGCAUGUGUUUACAGACUGGACCAACAGGGGGUGCCACUAACAAUUCUGAAACAUCAGAGGAACCAAAAAUUGAGCAAGUAAUGCAACCCUUGCCUCAUCAACCAUCAGAUAACCAGAAAAUUUACCAGGAUUUAUUGGGUCAAGUAAACCACCUGUUGAGUAGUUCCUCCAAGGAAACUGAGCAGCCAUCUACCAAAGCAGUAAUUAUCAGUCAUGAAUGCACCAGAACCCAAAAUGUUUACCAUACAAAGAAAAACACACAUCAUUCAAGACUGGUGGACAAAGAUUGUGUUCUUAAUGCAACUCUUAAGCAACUAAGAAGCCUUGGAGUAAAAAUUGAUUCUCCCACUAAAGUGAAGAAAAAUGCACAUAACGUGGAUCACGCCAGUGUGUUGGCAUGCAUCAGCCCAGAAGCAGUGAUCUCUGGAUUAAACUGCAUGUCAUUUGCUAAUGUUGGCAUGAGUGGCUUAAGCCCCAGUGGUGUGGAUUUGAGCAUGGAGGCAAAUGCUAUAGCUCUGAAAUAUUUAAAUGAAAAUCAGCUGUCACAACUGUCUCUCACUCGAUCAAACCAAAAUAAUUGUGACCCAUUCAGCCUUCUCCAUAUUAAUACAGACAGAAGCACAGUAGGGCUUAGUUUAAUUUCACCAAACAACAUGUCAUUUGCAACCAAAAAAUAUAUGAAGAGAUAUGGACUCCUACAAAGCAGUGACAAUAGUGAAGAUGAAGAGGAGCCUCCCGACAAUGCAGAUAGCAAGAGUGAACAUUUGUUGAAUCAGAACCAUACAUCCAUACCUGAACAGCUUGGUGGUCAGAAAGAGCCUUCUAAGAAUGACCAUGAAAUAAUUAAUUGUUCUAACUGUGAAUCUGUGGGCACCAACGCAGAUAUGCCAGUAUUAAGAAAUAUUACAAAUGAAGUUUUGCAGACAAAAGCAAAACAGCAGUUGACUGAAAAGCCAACUUUCUUAUUAAAGAACCUUAAACCAAGUCCUGCAGUGAACCUUCGAACCGGGAAAGCAGAGUUCACUCAACAUCUUGAGAAAGAAAAUGAAAGGGACAUUGCAAUUUUUCCUGAAAGUCUGCAACCUUCUGAAACUCUAAAGCAGAUGAAUAGCAUGAAUUCAGUAGGCACCUUCUUAGAUGUAAAACAUCUCAGACAGUUACCAAAAUUAUUUUAA